Argiope bruennichi is the source of this 3044-nucleotide messenger RNA. RefSeq names its product SANT and BTB domain regulator of class switch recombination-like. The coding region runs from base 270 to 1937 and encodes 555 amino acids. The record is from RefSeq and is a predicted model, not a curated record. NCBI's taxonomy places the organism in Eukaryota, Metazoa, Arthropoda, Arachnida, Araneae, Araneidae. The transcript has 14 exons.
CAAAUUAAGCAUCGAGUGUGUAUCGUUUUCGGGUAUCUUUUUAAAGCCAGUGUUCGUUUUCUGUUAAUUAGAAAUUCUCGGCACGCAAGUAAUCCGAAGACCAUCACGUGUUUGCACGCUUUUCGGGGAGACGUUUUCUGUUGCAUCUGUGACUCCCACCGUCACCUGGUAACAUCCUUCUUUUGCAAUGCGAUUUAUUUUGCUCUUUAACCGUGAACCCUGGCAGAUGGAUAAAGAGAAAGGAGAGGGGCCGUCCGAAAGUAAGCAAAAUGUCUACAUCUACUAAUCCUUCUACAAAAAAAAGUCUCAAGCAUUCUGCACGAAAUUCAAAGAAACCUGUGAAGCCAUCAAGUGCAAGGAGCUAUGGACAUAGAAGUGGAGAAUCUUCAAAAUCUGUUAAACACAUGGAAGCUGCUGGCGAUUCUUCAAGUGCUGAAGGUGAGAAAACAUCUGGCAAGAAGGAAAUCAAUAUACGUGUCAUUGAUGACUGUAAAAGUCUAGAAGAAACUUUUUCCUGCCCAUAUGAUAUACUCAUCAACAGAAUGCCAUAUUUUAAGGAUUGUUUAGAUGUAGAACCUGAAGGAGAACUGACUAUAUCUGUUCAUUGUGAUAUCCUUGUUUUUAGAAAGAUUAUGGAUUAUAUAUUGGCAGAUUCAACUGGUGGAAGUAAAAAAUUUAAAUUUGAUCCAAAGUAUGCUAUACAUCUUCUAGUUUCUGCAGAUUUCUUACAAAUGUCUCCUUUAGUAGAUGAGUGCUUAAACUACUGUCAUAGGCACAUGAAUAGUGUUAUUGAGAAUAAUUGUCCCAUUGGAGCAUUAAAUAAUGAUCUAUUAACUAGGCUUGCUUUACUAUUUAAUCACAGAGAAGUUGAAUCAUUAAAAGAUCCAAGUGGAGAAAUAAAAGAGAAACUAUAUAAAAUAUUAUUAGAUCGUCUGUUAAAACCUGAAACAAAACAACCUAAUCAAAGGUUUAUACCCAAAUUUAUGAAAUGUACCCUUUGUGAGCAAGUAUUUGCAACAAAACUGCAAAAUUAUAUGCCUUGUAAGUCCAGAAAAGCUACUAUUGGUCCAAGAGGUGAACUAAUAUAUACACAUAAAAGAGAUAUGACUUGGAAUCUUGAUCGAUAUUUGGAAGAUCAAUUUCAAGCUUGUCAGUCAUGGAGAAAGAUUUAUUGGAGAAUUUGGGGUCUUCUGAACAGUUUAACGUGCACAACCUGUGGCACUGAAUUUUCUUGCUGUGAUUUUACUAAAUGUCCAUUCCAUAAAGAAAAUAUGACUUUCCCAUCUGCAGACCAGACUGAGAAUGUCCAUAAACCAGGUGUUUUUCCAUGUUGUGGAGCCAAAGCUUAUAAAUUUGAUCCCAUUGAUCCAUUAUUUUUAUUUUCUGGCUGUGCAUAUCGAAAUCAUACUGUUAGUCCUGCCAAAAGAUCUUCAGACAUUUUUCAAGAUAUGCUAACAUAUUUUGAUUUAAUUUGUUUGCCUCAACCUUCAAAACCUACACCAAAUGAAAAUGUGGGCUUGGAUAGAAUUACUCCUUGCCACAGUGAACGUGCAUUAGUACAGUGGCUAAGAGCUUUGAAACCAAAUAGUGCAGAACUCAAGAAGGUAAUAAAUGUGUUGGAAGAAGAAGUUGGUUCUAAAUUAAGUGUUUCAUCUGAUGGUAGUGGGUCAGUAAAUAGAUCUGCAGAAAGUCUGGCAGUUGGAAUUUCACGAAAAGAAGAAAAGCAGCCUUCUCUUUUCACUCCUUUGCUUUCAUCUUUGGGUCAAGCAGAUGGUGCUCCUGAUGGCAAACAAGUUUGGAAGCCUGGUGGCUCAUUGUGGCACAAUCAAGAUGCUGUCAGAGAACAUGAUGCCCGUCAAAUGGAAUUAUUGAUGUUGGAAUUACAAAAAGUUCAAUGUAAUUUCAGAUCAAGGCAUAGUUCUCCUGGGAAACCUUAAAAUGCUUAUUUAUUUAUUUUUAUAUUUUUUUAGCUUCAAUUUUUAUUUUAUUAUUUUAUCUGUGAUAUGUUGCAGACAAAUUUAUUUACAAACAUGACACUCAAAACUUAAGUAGACCACUUUUAUAAUGGUGUAUAUUAGUCACUUCAUAUUAAAUAUUUAAAUAUCUUAUCUCUUUUAAAUGUUACAUUUGAAAAAGUAACAAUUAGAGGGUUAACAGUUUAUCCAUUUUUAAGAUGUAUUCUUUCAUUGAAGGAAACAAGGCAAAAUUUUAUCUCUAUAAAGUCUUCUUACUAAAUUAUUUUAUAAAUUUUUUGUGAGACAUGAAUUCUUCUAUAGAUAUAACAUUCAAUUUAUUUGUAGCAACACAUUAAUUUAAUAAGUUAUGUAAACAUUGAUUUAAAGUUUGCAUUAAUAAUGUUGUGAUUUUCAAAGAUAUGUCUGGUUCCUUUUUUGUAGACCUCAAGUUAUUUUUUUCUUAUAUUAUAAAAAAUGUUUUUAUUAUAAAAGAUUAUAUUGUAUGUAUAUAUUAUUUUAUAUAUUGUUUUCUCUAACCAAAUCUGUACAUCAAAAACAUUAGCGCAUUUUUAUUUAUGCACUAAAAAUAGAAUUAUGUAUGUUUUACAAAUGUGAAAGUCAAUGCAAAGAUCGGAAAAUCAUGAGAUACUCGAAAUGUUAAGCAAAGGAUGUAAAACGCUAGUGAAUAUAUUAAGAAAGAAAAUUCUUAAACAUUAUUCAAAUUAAAACAGGAUAUGAAUGCGAUUAAAAUUUUGGGAACUUUUAUCAGUACUUAAUGAUUUUAUGACUUUUGUUUUGUUUUCCAACUUUUGAAGGGGGGGGGGGAUUGUGCUUUUGAAUAUAAUAUGUUAUAUAAGGUUUGUUGGAAACUGUUUUAUUAUUGUUUGUACUAUUAAAUACUAUCACUGAUGAUUCAAACAUUGAUGAAAACAAUGAAAUUAUAUUCUAAUCCAAUAAAGAAAAGAUAAAAGUAAUUUUUUUUCUUUUUUAAAAAAUUAUUUUUGCAUAUAAAAGCAAUAAAAUUUUUCAUUUGUAUUACUUUUUAAUAUAAUAUGGCUGAAAAUUAUGUAUUUGUUCUCCUGUAUCUCA